Messenger RNA from Trypanosoma grayi, 228 nucleotides. RefSeq lists its product as hypothetical. Bases 1 to 228 code for a protein of 75 amino acids. NCBI's taxonomy places the organism in Eukaryota, Euglenozoa, Kinetoplastea, Trypanosomatida, Trypanosomatidae. The record is from RefSeq and is a predicted model, not a curated record. The transcript has a single exon.
AUGCCACAACAGCAACAACAACAGCAGCAGGUCCCUCCGGCGUGGGGCAAUGGUCCGGCCCCUGUGCCGCCGCCGCAGCAGCAGCAGCAGCCGGUGAUGCAGCAGCCUGUUCCCCUGCAGGCCACAUUCGACUUCACCAAAGGCAGUUUCCCGCUGCCAGAGGCGCCCGUAGCGGUGCAGCCAAAAGUGGAGAAGAAAAAGGAUCCCUUUGAGGAUCUAUUCCAGUAG